AUGAACACCUUACUUAAAAAAUAUAGAAAACAACGUUAUGCCUGGCUUCGGUUCCUUCUGUUUUCCAAAAUUGAAGGUUCUCUGCCAGUUGCCCUCAGAAUUUUAUUGAGUUUGCAACCAUUCUGCUGUAACAUUUACAGGAAAUAUUAUCAAGAAAAUAAGAAAGUGAAGAGCACGUCCGGAAACACAGCACUUAAAAUAAUAGAAAAGCUCGAAAGCCUCGUCUCUAACCUCCGUUUGAAAUACUCCCAAAUGUUUUCAUUACUUUUUUUACAUUCAUACAACUGUCUGCAAUCACUCGCAACUGAGACUUUCCGGAUUAUUAAAAAGAGAGAAAAAAAUUUACUAUCGCUACUUAUACCUGGUUCCUGCAUCGAGAUCGCUCGACAUUUCGUGCUGAAGGAAUAA
Saccharomyces cerevisiae S288C is the source of this 408-nucleotide messenger RNA. RefSeq lists its product as uncharacterized. The record is from RefSeq and is marked reviewed. Bases 1 to 408 code for a protein of 135 amino acids. The transcript has a single exon. Lineage: Eukaryota; Fungi; Ascomycota; Saccharomycetes; Saccharomycetales; Saccharomycetaceae.